Molecule: messenger RNA, 1140 nt
Organism: Myotis daubentonii (Daubenton's bat)
Lineage: Eukaryota; Metazoa; Chordata; Mammalia; Chiroptera; Vespertilionidae
Product: trace amine-associated receptor 2
Biological process (GO): G protein-coupled receptor signaling pathway
Cellular component (GO): membrane
Molecular function (GO): trace-amine receptor activity
Source: RefSeq, a predicted model, not a curated record
UUUAUCUAUUAUCUGACAAGACUCCAUGUGUUCUUGCUUUUUCUGAAGGAAACAUUCAAUUGCUCUGAAUAUGGAAAUGGAUCUUGCCCAGAAGACAAAAGGCCACUGGGUGUCCGAGUCACCAUGUACUCGCUGAUGGCGGGAGCCAUAUUCAUCACGGUGUUUGGCAAUCUUACCAUGAUAAUUUCCGUGUCCUACUUCAAGCAGCUUCACACUCCAACCAACUUCCUCAUCCUCUCCAUGGCGGUCACUGAUUUCCUCCUGGGGUUCACCAUCAUGCCUUACAGUAUGAUCAGAUCGGUGGAGAACUGCUGGUAUUUUGGGCUUACAUUUUGCAAGAUUCAUUAUAGUUUUGACCUGAUGCUUAGCAUAACGUCCAUUUUCCAUCUUUGCUCGGUGGCCAUUGACCGAUUUUAUGCCAUCUGUUACCCUUUACGGUAUUCCACCAAAAUGACGAUUCCAGUCAUUAAACGGUUGCUACUUCUCUGCUGGUCCGUCCCAGGAGCAUUUGCAUUUGGGGUGGUCUUCUCAGAAGCCUAUGCUGAUGGGAUAGAGGGUUACGAUAUCUUGGUGGCUUGUUCCAGUUCCUGCCCAGUGAUGUUCAAUAAGUUAUGGGGAACCACGAUGUUUGUGGCGGGUUUCUUCACGCCUGGGUCUGUGAUGGUGGGGAUUUAUGGCAAAAUCUUUGCAGUAUCCAGAAAACAUGCUCAUGCAAUCAAUAACUUACCAGAAAAUCAAAAUAAUCAAAUGAGGAAAGAUAAAAAAGCAGCCAAAACUUUGGGCAUAGUGAUGGGUGUUUUCUUAUUAUGUUGGUUUCCCUGUUUCUUCACAAUUUUAUUGGAUCCCUUUUUGAACUUCUCUACUCCUGUAGUUUUGUUUGAUGCCUUGACAUGGUUUGGCUAUUUUAAUUCUACAUGUAAUCCCUUAAUAUAUGGUUUCUUCUAUCCCUGGUUUCGCAGAGCACUUAAGUACAUUUUACUGGGUAAAGUUUUCAGCUCACAUUUCUAUAACACUAACUUAUUUACUCAAAAAGAAACCGAAUAGACUUGUUCUGUAUGAGUGAUUCAAAGAAAAAGAAAUGAAACUAAGAUGAAUUAAGUCUCUUAAAGUGUGUGUAUGUGCAUGUGUAUGUGUGUAUAU